Molecule: messenger RNA, 2539 nt
Organism: Suncus etruscus (white-toothed pygmy shrew)
Lineage: Eukaryota; Metazoa; Chordata; Mammalia; Eulipotyphla; Soricidae
Gene: ZDHHC7
Product: zinc finger DHHC-type palmitoyltransferase 7
Exons: 8
Coding region: 241-1179 (312 amino acids)
Biological process (GO): protein targeting to membrane; peptidyl-L-cysteine S-palmitoylation
Cellular component (GO): Golgi apparatus; endoplasmic reticulum
Molecular function (GO): protein-cysteine S-palmitoyltransferase activity
Source: RefSeq, a predicted model, not a curated record
CCGCUCCGCGUUCCGGGGUCUUGUGUCCGCCGCCGGCCGCCGUGGUCGCCCUCGGGCCGGCGGGAAUGAGCCGCCCCGUUCGUCCAUGGGCGCCGCCGCAUGAUGCGCCCCGGCCUCGCCCGCCGGGAGGAGCCGCCGCCCGGGCCUCGGGUCCUGAUGCUGGGGACGGCAUGUGUCUGAAGGCCCCACAAGGGAGUUGCCCACAGGCCCAGUGAGUCCCGUGUGUGCAAGUGGGGCGCCAUGCCGUCGGCAGGACACCGGUUGCGGGACGUCGAGUACCGCCCGCUCCUAACUGACACAGACAGCUGCGACUCCUCAUCCUCCUCCUCCUCCUCCUCCUCGGCCGAGGCAGAUGUGACUGACGGUGUGUGGUUCAUCCGUGACGGCUGCGGCAUGGCGUGUGCUGCGGUCACCUGGCUGCUGGUGGUCUACGCUGACUUUGUGGUUACCUUUGUCGUGCUGGUGUCCUCGAGGGACUUCUGGUACUCGGUGCUCAAUGGCGUCCUCUUCAACUGUCUAGCCGCGCUGGCCCUGUGCUCACACCUGCGCACUAUGCUUACUGACCCUGGGGCUGUGCCCAAAGGCACCGCCACCAAGGAGCACAUGGAGAGCCUGCAGCUGCGGCCGGGCGAGGUGGUGUACAAGUGCCCCAAGUGCUGCUGCAUCAAACCUGAGCGUGCCCAUCACUGCAGUAUCUGCAAGAGGUGCAUCCGGAAGAUGGACCAUCAUUGCCCGUGGGUGAACAACUGCGUGGGGGAGAAGAACCAGCGCUUCUUCGUGCUCUUCACGCUGUACAUCGCGCUGUCGUCGGUCCACGCCCUGAUCCUAUGCGGGCUGCAGUUCAUCUCCUGUGUGCGAGGCCAAUGGACAGAGUGCAGCGACUUCUCCCCACCUGUCACCGUCAUCCUGCUCAUCUUCCUGUGCCUUGAGGGCCUUCUCUUCUUCACCUUCACGGCUGUCAUGUUCGGGACCCAGAUCCACUCCAUCUGCAAUGACGAGACGGAAAUUGAAAGACUGAGAAGUGAGAAGCCGACAUGGGAGCGGCGGCUGCGGUGGGAGGGGAUGAAGUCUGUCUUCGGGGGACCCCCGUCACUACUCUGGAUGAACCCCUUUGUCGGCUUCCGGCUUAGGCAGCUGCAGCCCAGGCCCCGCCGAGGUGGCCCUGAGUUCUCUGUGUGAGGCAGGGUGCACCUUGCCUACUGCAUUGGGUUUGGACGCUGGCUGGGCCUCCUACUGGAACUGGAGGCUGAGCCUUGCCUGGCCCAGCCCAGCUCUGGGUGAGGUCCUGUGCCAUUGCAAGCACCUUUCUUGGCUCCUGGACUCUGCGUCCUGGGCUGCUGCUCCCCCAUCACAGAGUCGCUCCACAGGCCUGGUCUGGCCACAGGGCAGAGACUGUGACAACCAGAACAUCAGAACAUUGGGGGUUCGAGAAACCUGAACACUGCACGGAUCUGCAGGAAGGAGCACUGGGCAGGCAGCGGCGGGGGGUGGGGUGGGGUGGGGGGUGUACCUCUGACCUCGGCCCCCCCUCACAGUCUGCGUGUGCGUGUGUGUGCAUGAGUGUGUCACCCCACAAUCUACGUGUGGUGUGUGUGUGUGUGUGUGACGGUCUGUGUGUGCAUGUGCGUGUGUACUUGCAUGCACGCACAUGAGUCACUCCACCGUCUGCAUGAGGUGCGUGUGUCUGAAUGCUCAGGCAACAUCGGUUCUGCUGCUUCGUCAGUUACCGGCUGUUUCCUGAGCCCGGAGUUUCAGGGAAGGGGGUGCUGGGCACGGGGUCCCAAGAGUAUCUGCACAGGGAGGUUCUUGAUCCAAAGAGCAGCUACCGGGUCCUUCCUGCCUCCUGCCCCCCGAGCUCAGACCACUGAGAGGAGUGAGGGCCUGGGUACCGGCUCUUGUUCCAGUCAAUUGGCCAAGCGCCCACAACGGGCCUGGGCCUGAACUCAGCCUCAGGCCCUGGGUUGGCGCUGCUUCUGGUGAGUGGUAGGGCUGGGGCUGGAGUUUUCAGGGCACCAAUAAGCAGCAGCUUAUUGUGUUGGGUUUGGGGGAUGUUUUCUCCUGCACCACCCCCACCCCAUUUACGUUUGUUUCUCCGCCCUGGUCUCUGGCACAGGACCUGGGUGCCGAGUUGGGGACUCCUCAAACAGCCCCUGCCUGGGACUUGCCUUAAAUGUGCCUGGUUGGCCCAGGGUUUGGGGUGGCCUCCCCUCAGCUGCUCCCUGGCUCACUGGGCUGUGAGCUACAGCCAGGGGCUCACCUACCCUGCCACAGACCCACAAUGCUGCUGGGGGCAAGCAUUGUCCUACAUGAGCUGUGCAACACUUGGAGGCAGUGGCAGGUUGGCGCCCACCACAGGCUUGGCGCUCGGGGACAGCGAACAUCUUGGUUGGCGUGUGUCCAGCGCUAGCAGAGGAUGGGGCUGUAUGUCCAGUGGGGCCCAGUGGGACUCAUGCAGUCGUGCUCCACUCGCUGUGGCUGCCACCUCCACAUCUACAGUACUUUUCUAAGAAAUAAAGUUACCGGUUGAGUUUCUCCAGCA